GCAGGACGGAGGGUUCAAUAAAGUACAUCAGCUUGCUCAGCAUAGGCCCAAAGUAAGUGAUUAUUGUCCGGUCUGCUGUCCGCUCGUGCCCACGCAAUGCGUACGCAUGUUCUGAUGCUUCGCGGAUUGCACCGCGCGUGGUCGUGGUCGCCCACGUUAUCAAAUAUAUCCUCAGGCUGGCACCUCACAACUUCUUCGCAACCUACCCCGAAUCUGUCCCGCUCGCCCUGUACACAACACAUGCGUACGCUCCUCGCCCGUCCCGUGCGCAGCGCGACCGGCGUACCGGGGCUACCGCAGAUACGAACGCUUGCCGGUCCCGCGACAGCUGGUGUAUUGGGCAGUGCGAGACGCGGAGGUCAGGACGAAAGUGGGAGCAUGAACGCGUGCAUCUGCAGUACGAUGGGAGGUGGAUCACCACCCAAGUCUACUUGAUAUGUGGCUGCUCGGCCACGCCUACGUCUCGUCAAGGGCCGGUUGUUGGCAAUGACAUGUGCGGUGCUUACUUAGUAUUCCAUACGACAAAUGAUUAGAACACG
Messenger RNA from Fomitopsis serialis, 539 nucleotides. RefSeq lists its product as uncharacterized. Lineage: Eukaryota; Fungi; Basidiomycota; Agaricomycetes; Polyporales; Fomitopsidaceae. The transcript has a single exon. The coding region runs from base 97 to 435 and encodes 112 amino acids. The record is from RefSeq and is a predicted model, not a curated record.